Octodon degus (degu) is the source of this 1942-nucleotide messenger RNA. RefSeq names its product receptor accessory protein 2 (gene Reep2). The record is from RefSeq and is a predicted model, not a curated record. Gene Ontology annotation, cellular component: endoplasmic reticulum tubular network; cytoplasmic microtubule; endoplasmic reticulum membrane. Bases 101 to 865 code for a protein of 254 amino acids. NCBI's taxonomy places the organism in Eukaryota, Metazoa, Chordata, Mammalia, Rodentia, Octodontidae. Gene Ontology annotation, biological process: endoplasmic reticulum tubular network organization. The transcript is spliced from 8 exons. Gene Ontology annotation, molecular function: taste receptor binding; microtubule binding.
UGCCCCCGCGGCGGCCGCUGCCGCUACCGCAGCCUCGGCCUCGGGCAGCUGCAUCCUUGCCGGACCGGGUCCGCCCCGCACCGUGCCUCACCGCCCCGCCAUGGUGUCCUGGAUCAUCUCUCGCCUGGUGGUGCUCAUCUUUGGCACCCUGUACCCAGCCUAUUCUUCCUAUAAGGCCGUGAAGACCAAAAACGUGAAGGAAUAUGUGAAAUGGAUGAUGUAUUGGAUCGUCUUUGCCUUCUUUACCACGGCUGAGACACUCACAGACAUCGUGCUGUCUUGGUUCCCCUUCUACUUUGAGCUCAAGAUCGCCUUUGUGAUAUGGCUGCUGUCCCCUUACACCAAGGGCUCCAGUGUGCUCUACCGAAAGUUCGUGCACCCAACGUUGUCCAACAAGGAGAAGGAAAUCGACGAGUACAUCACACAGGCUCGAGACAAGAGCUAUGAGACCAUGAUGAGGGUGGGCAAGAGGGGCCUGAACCUGGCCGCCAAUGCUGCCGUCACAGCUGCUGCCAAGGGCCAGGGGGUGCUGUCAGAGAAGCUCCGGAGCUUCAGUAUGCAGGACCUGACGCUGAUCCGGGACGAGGAUGCACUGCCCCUGCAGGGGCCAGACAGCCGCCUCCGCGCUGGCCCUGGUGGCCUCCUGGACACCAUUGAGGACUUAGGUGAUGAUGCUGCCCUGAGUUUAAGGUCCACCACAAACCAGGCAGAUUCCCGGACAGAGGCCUCAGAGGAUGACAUGGGAGACAAGGCCCCCAAGAGAGUCAAAUCCAUCAAAAAAGUGCCCAAAGCUGAGCCACUGGCUUCCAAGACAUUGAAGACCCGGCCCAAGAAAAAGAGCACUGGUGGGGGCGACUCUGCCUGAUGUCCUCAGUGCAGGGGCAGUGUGCAGAGUGCAGAGGAAGCCUCGGGCUGGGGCCAGGCACAGCCCCAGCCCCUGUUCUACACUGUGCCACUAGCCCAGGUGUCUUGGCCCUGGGCCCCACCCAGUGGUCACUUCCCUGGAAGGGGCCAGGAAAAGAGGAGAGAGGCCCAGCUAUAGAGGUUGAUGGCAGAGUCUGGCUGAGGCUCUCAGACUGAGCCCCCAGGGAGAUGGGGGCUCCCCAGCCUGGCUACUCCUCUCCCUACUCCAGCCCUGCCGCUCACCCAGUGCCUUGCUGAAGACCGUGGCCAGCUCUUUUCUGAGCCCUGACAUGCUUGCUGCUCUCCCCAGGGGUCAGGGACAGCACAGAUGGGCAAGGAGGGGCCUGAAGACACCAGGAGAAAGGGAGCAAACGGAGUACAGGCCUUGGGAACUGGGGCAGCUACCGGUGCAGGACAUGGGGUUCAUGUAGGUUUAAAUGAGCAGGAUGCCCCCCAAGGGAUGCAGCUGGGGGCUGCUUUCUGUCUCUGUUAGAGAGAUGGGGCUUCGGUGUGUGUGUGUGUGUGUGUGUGUGUGUGUGUGUGUGUGUGUGCUUCUUACUGGGGCUAGUUUGUAGGGAGUUUGGGUGAAGCACUCUCCCUCAGGGAUCACCUCCUCCCACUCUCAGGCCUGACCAUUUCCUCUCUUGACCCUUCCUGCUAGUCUCUGAGCCUCAGAGGAACCCAGCCCAUCACAGUGUGGGGCUCCAAGGCACCUGUCACCUGCCCCUGUGUCCUUGAUCACUGUCCCCUCACCUGGUCCCACCCUGGCUGGUCCUGGGCUGGACUCUUCCACUCCUGGGGCCCACCAUAGAAGCCCUGCCGAGCUGGCUCAUCCUUCCUUGCCCAGGGUCCCCUUCCUGUGCCAAGCAGACCCCUAUCAGCAUCCAGCUCAGCCCCAUACCCUGUCCCCGCUACUGCCAUGGUUUCAGUCAGGCCAGGAGGCACUUAUGAGGGAGAGAAAUGCAGGAACCAGGGGCUCCUGAUUCCUCAGUAGAGGCUGCCCAUUGGACCUUUGCCACUGGAUGAGCCAAUAAACCAA